CAAGCCACCAUUUUGAAUCUAGUAACUUUUCUAGUAACUUUCAACGAUAACCGCUAGAAUAAUGUAAAAGUUUUCUCGGUAUCGUGUUUAUUUGGUAGUAUUUUAUCACAAAACGUCCGAAAAUGCGGCCAAACAUUCGCGUGGAAAUCCAAAAUAACCUCGUCGAGGGCAUGGAAGUGGACGACAACGAGGAGGGCGAGAUCUCCGACAGCGACUCCAAGGGGGCCCUAGCCCAACAAACGGGCCCGCUGCAGCCAAACGAACGGCUCCUGGAGAAGUCGGGCCUUCUGGACAAGAAGGAGAAGCUGCAAGAGCGCGCUCGUCGCUUCUGCUUGAACCCGGAAGAGAUAAAGAAUUUCACCGACGACGACUUGCACUUGCUUCACUCUAGUUUGGGCAUAAAUGCCACAAAUGAGUCAAACGUGAGGUUUGAGGUAAUCCAUUUGCGAGGCAUCGGCCAAAUGACCGCGGGCGAUAUUUUAGAUUAUUUUCUGGAAUAUGCCCCAGUUUCCGUCGAAUGGAUAGACGAGGAGUGCUGUAACGUCGUCUGGGGCGAUAAAAUCGCCGCCGCAAGGGCACUGCAUUUCAUGUCCAAGCCGGUCAGAGGCAUGCCCGUGCGGGACGACACCAGUUAUUUCGACAACUUGAACGAGAGUGAAGACGACCAAAGCAUCCUCAUUUUGAACAAAAACCGCGAAAUACAGCUACAAGAAGAAAUCGAGGAAAAUCCCUUGAGCAAGUUGCUGAACGGCGCGAAUUCAGUCGACAUUUCCGAAAUUACCUCGACCAUACCUCCGGGUUACUGGCGUUUGGGCAAAAAACACCCCAACUUCAAGUGCAUCCUAAUGAGGUUCGCCCUAAUCAGCGACAAAAAACCCUUCAAGUCGGAACAAUUCGCUCGUUACUACAAAAACCAGGGGAAAAAGCCCCUAAAAGGCGGCACCAGUGGCAUUUUCGGCCGCAACAAAGACAUGAAAACCUGCGACGAAAACCCCUGGUCAGUCCUCGCCAAAAACUGGGACGAGGACUCGGCAUUUCGCGAAAAAGAGCGAACCGAACCGAAAGUCGAAGUUAGAAACGAAAGUCUCCGAGUGCGCCUCGGCACCAAACGGGUAAAAGACGAAGAUGGCGGCGAACCGGUGAAGAAGACGAAGAUUCCACGCAUGCGCAUGUACGCCGACGAGGAGGAAGAGAAGAUGAAGCGGAAGCAAAUGCUGAAACGGAUCAAUACACAGAUUCGGAAGAUUGACGAAGAUAAAUCGUCGAAUUCCGACUUGAGGGCGGUUUUGAAUAUGGCGAACCGGACGCACGCCAAGUUGGAUAAAACCGAACCGGAAGUGUUCGAUUUGGGGACGCGGUUGAAGAACCGGAGCAAGAAAAUGGUUUUUGAGAUUAAAACCGAACCGGCGGUUAAACCGCGACGGAGGAGACAGUCGCCGCAAAGCGAGGAGGAGGAGGAGGAGUUUGAUGAUUAUAGGCAUGAUAAACCGAAAAGUAAGGUGGCUGUGGUUAUUAAAACGCAGAAGAAACCGGCUGUUGCCUCGGCUGUCGCCUGGUCAAGGGUUAGUGGGAGUGAGGAGGAGGAGGAGUCCGAAAAUGAGCGGGAGACUGUCUACAAGAGUCCGUUGAAGAUUGAAAUCAAUAACGACCACUUUAAGAGGAAAUAAUUUACUUUUUUAAUUUAUUUUAUUUACUGUAAUUGUGAGGUUUUUUAAAUUCUUGUAUGUAUAUAAGUGAAGGAUUUCGAUAUUAAAACUACAAAAACGCACUUAUCUAUUUAUUUGUUUGAGUGUCGUACUGUCGUCAUUCUAUUUUUCCUCAUAGUUAUAAAUAGUCAGCCUCUUCGAGACACUUGAAACCACUCACAGUUUAAGUGACUGAUGGCACUUGACUGUUUAUUGAAAAAACAAACAUUUGCAUAUGCAUUACGUCCCUCGGUGUUGCUCGUGUUGUAAAAAAUCACUAAUCGCGACUUUAGCCUAUUGUUAUUUAUUAUUUGGUGAGAUUUGCGUUAAUUUAAUUUUCAAAAUGACUGAACUUUGGAACUACGAAAAAUUGGCGUAAAUUUUUGAAUCGUAACCAGCCAUUUUUAAAUUCUCAAACUGAGUAAAACGUACCCAAGUUGUUAGUACUUAUCUGUCACGUAAAUUUUUAUCGAAAAUUUCAAUUGCAGUAGUCUAUUAAAAAAAUCACAGCUCUUGAACAUUUUAUGAUAAGUGAAUAAUUUUGGUGCAUUUCGUAAUUUCAUUUCGCUUAACCAAAGGUCGGUAUUCUCGACCGAAUUACAGUGAAAUCUCCAAUAAGCGGACACCGACGUGACACGUUUUUUGUCCGGUUAAUGGAGCUGUCCUCUUAAGAGAAAUAUAGACAUAUAAAUUAAUUUAUUUAAGAGUUCGGAGCAUGAUACUAUUUGGUACAAUAACAGAAUAACUAUUCUUUGAAAAAAAUUUUUUUUUUCUUCAGAAUGUUCUACAUCUUGUUCAUCAAUAUUCGCAGGUUCUUAAAAUUAAGAUCAGAAAAAAUUAAUCAUUAUUUGUUUAAGCGUCACUGUGUUUUUCUUCAAAGCGUACAAAGUCGUUCGGUCCUCAUAAUGAAUAUAAAUAGAAUCAGACUCUUCGACACACUCGAAAGCACUCUAGAUUUAAGUAAUUGAUGGUGUUUGAUAAUGUUUGUUGAGUGAACUUUAAUGAGAGCAAGAAAUAUUUAUUUGCAUAUGAGUUUAUGUCACUCGCUGUGUUUGUUCGUGCUGUAAAAACACAAUAAAAGGAAAGCAAUAAGCGAAUAAUGUUUUUAAAUUCUUGUAUGUGUAGGAAAAUUUAUAAAUAGAAGAGUUCGCUAUUAAAAUUUACAAAAAUUUAUUAUUUUCGACCAAAUUAGUCGGAAUAAAUGAAAAACAAUUUGUUGGCAUCGUCGCUCUUUUUGCUCUUUUCGCCCGUAACCAUCGUCUCGACGUAGAUAUCAGAAUGGACAAAAACAGCCGUGUAACCAACGAUCACAUUCCACGACCCGUUGUGUUUCUCCUCAAAGAGGGCUGCGUACAAAGUGGCUCGAUCCUCGUCAUUGUCAUAAAUCGAAUAAGCUUCUUCCAAACACUCGACAGCACUCACAAUGUAAGUGACCGACGGCACUUGAGUGUUGUUUGUCGCUUGAACCUACACAAAAAAUUAACUCACUCGGUACGCUCGUGUCGUAAAACUUACAGCAAUAGUCGCUUUGGGCUUCUUCUCUUCGCCGACUGUCCCCCCAAGCACUAGAGCGCCAAACGCUACGAAACAACAAACUGUGACAAAAACUCGAGCCAUGACUGCCUUCUACUAUUUUUUCGCGACCGGGUCCCCAAUAUAUACCCACGAACAAGUCAACAAGUACAAGUGUUUGUUGACCCAAACUUUUCCGAUUUCGUGUGUUUGAGGGUUUUAUCAGAUUGUGUGAAUUCCUUAAGUACAAACCGAUCGUAAAUAAUUGUUUUUUAACCUAUUUACUUAUUACUAAAGUUCGAAGAAAUGUUAUCAGUACGAGAGCUUUCACGUAGAAUCGAGUGACCUGAGAUUAAAACACGUGCCGUUUGGAUGUAAGUCCGUUCAAAUUCUUUGGCAGGGCGUUGCUAGGGCAACCAAAAUCACAAGAAUUCGAAGCCAACUCCGUUACUACCGAUUUUUCCGAUCGGAGACGUCAAUUGGGUCAAUUUUUCCGAGUAUCUUUCUCACGAUUACAAACACUUGAGAUUGUUUACCCCUCUGUAUAUAAGCACCCGAAACUUGACUUUCUCAUUAGAUAGCUCCAAAAUGUCGACUUUUGUUGUUCUUGCCCUGUGCGUGCUCGCAGCGAGUGCCAAAGUCUUGCCCAAGGGCGACACUCCCGCCGAAGUUGUUAUUCAUGCCACUAAUGUGACCCAAGUCCCUUCGAUCCACUACAUUGUGGACGCUGUCGAGUGCCUGAAAGAGGCCUAUGCUGUCUAUUCGGACCCUCUGGACAAAGCCAAAAUGUACUCUGAACUGUUCCAAGAGAAGCACAACGAGUCGGAGUGGAACGUGGCCGUGGGCUACACUGCCGUCCACAUCAAGUCGCAGUGGUACGUGGAGACCACGGUCUCAGAAGGCGGCAAGAACAAGGAGAAGAAGGAUUCGAAGAAAGACACCAAAUACCUCAUUUUCUCAAGAGUGUAAUGAGCAAUAAAAAUAAAAUCUCCUUUUAUUAA
Tribolium castaneum (red flour beetle) is the source of this 4198-nucleotide messenger RNA. RefSeq names its product nuclear cap-binding protein subunit 3. Lineage: Eukaryota; Metazoa; Arthropoda; Insecta; Coleoptera; Tenebrionidae. The coding region runs from base 123 to 1667 and encodes 514 amino acids. The transcript has 3 exons. The record is from RefSeq and is a predicted model, not a curated record. Gene Ontology annotation, molecular function: mRNA binding; RNA 7-methylguanosine cap binding. Gene Ontology annotation, cellular component: nucleus.